UAUAAAGCAUGGAGCGCGCUGGAAGCAGAUAGCCGUCAGUGAGUGUGAGUGUGUUUACCGGAGAUCUGCUGCAGCCCGGGACAGGAUGGCGAGGCGCGUGCGUGAGGAGCGCUGUGUGAUCCGCGCGACAUCACCGCCACACCGCGCGCGCACUUACACCGUUUCUCUCAUUCUCCUCUUACACUGGAGUGCUUUCUGCGCAGACGCGGUGCACGCGGGCGUGCUGAGCAGUUUGGAGAGCUAUGAGGUGACUUACCCUCAGUGGCUGAAGCCCACAAGCAAAAGAGCAGCUCAUUCACACACAAAGCAUCCUUCAGAGGCAGAUAUCAAGAUUACUGCAGAGGGAAUGGAGCUGGUUCUCCAGCUGCAGAGAAAUGAAGAGCUCUUGGCCACGAACUAUCAAGAGAUAUGGUACAAUCCAAAUGGUUCACGCUAUUUCUCUAAGCGAUCCAUUAGGGAUCAUUGUUAUUAUCAUGGCACAGUGAGAGGAACAGAGGACUCCAGCGUUGUUCUCAGCACCUGUUCUGGACUCAGGGGUAUGAUUGUCUUGAACCACAGCGCAACGUACAUGAUCGAGCCUCUGGCCAAUCACAGCAUCUCUCAGGGCCAUGCAGUGUUCCGUGCUGAGAGCCUGAAAAUACCCAUGAGCACCUGCAGCCAACACUAUGGAGCGGAGAACCAUACAGACAAGCUGGCCGAGCUGAUUGGUGGGAUUGCACAGGCCAAUCAUGCUACUAGGGAAAAAAGAGAUGUCAGUCGCAGUAUGAAGUACGUGGAACUGAUGUUGGUGGCUGAUCACGCUGAGUUUGUGAAACAUGGUCGUGACCUGGAGAAGACCAAGACAAAACUACUUGAAGCUGCUAACUAUGUAGACAAGUAUUACAAAGCGCUGAACAUCCGUGUAGCCCUGAUCCUGCUGGAGAUUUGGACCGACAGGGAUAAGAUCAGUAUAACGGACAACCCAUACAGUACCCUGGAGGCUUUCCUGACCUGGAGGAGCAAGCAGUUGCGACAGCUGCCCAAUGACAAUGCACAGCUCAUCACGGGUGUGGCGUUCCGGGGUACCACUAUAGGACUGGCUCCUCUUAAAGCUAUGUGCUCAGAAUACCAGUCAGGAGGAGUUAACUCGGACCACUCUGAAAUUGCAGUUGGGGUUGCUGCCACCAUGGCUCAUGAGAUGGGGCAUAAUUUUGGGAUGAACCAUGACAGUGAGGGCUGCUGUCAAGCCCUGCCAGAGGAUGGAGGAUGCAUCAUGGCUGCAGCUACUGGAUACCCAUUCCCUCGUGUGUUUAACCAGUGUAACCAAGCAGAACUGAAGCGCUAUCUGAGCUCAGGUGGUGGGAAAUGUCUGUUCAAUCUACCAAACACCCGGGUCAUGUAUGGAGGCCAACGCUGUGGCAACGGCUACCUUGAGGAGGGGGAGGAGUGUGACUGUGGAGAGGUGGAGGAAUGUUCCAGUCUGUGCUGUAAUGCCAAUAACUGCACGUUGAAAGCAGGUGCUGAGUGUGCCGAUGGAGUUUGCUGUGAGAACUGCAAGUUGAAGACCCCAGGAGUGCUUUGUCGUGCUUCCUCGGGUUCCUGUGACCUGCCUGAAUACUGCGAUGGUAAAUCAGAGUCCUGCCCUGCUAAUUUCUACCUGAUGGAUGGCAGCCCCUGUGCACAUGGCCAGGCUUACUGUUACACAGGCAUGUGCUUGACCCUGGAGCAACAGUGCCUCUCUCUCUGGGGGAAAGAUGCCCGACCUGCUCCGGAUCUGUGCUUCACCAAGGUAAACGGAGCUGGAGAUCCCUACGGAAACUGUGGCAAAAACCUCAUGGGUAAAUACAGGAAGUGCACUGAGAGGGAUGCUAAAUGCGGCAAGAUACAAUGCCAGAGUGCUGCUACCAAGCCCAUUGAAACCAAUGCAGUUUCUAUCGACACCACCAUCCAUCAUGGCCAACGUAAGAUUCUGUGUCGAGGUACACACGUCUACCGGCUUGGCAAGGGAGAGGAGGGCCUGGGAGACACUCUUGACCCUGGACUAGUUAUGACUGGAACCAAGUGUGGGGACAAUGCGAUUUGUUUUGGUGGGGAGUGUCGCAAUGCAUCCUUCCUGCAAGCGGAUGAAUGCAAUGCCAAGUGUCAUGGCCGUGGGAUGUGUAACAACAAUCAUAACUGCCACUGUGACAUAGGCUGGGCACCACCUUACUGUGAGCAAGCAGGAGAUGGUGGCAGCAUAGACAGUGGCCCUGUGAACACAAAAAGCACCAUACUUGCUCUUCUCGUGCUCCUCCCUGUGGUUCUUUCCUUGGGAUUGGGAAUUCUGUUCCUCUGCUGGUGCUACAAGAGGAAGCUUCAUUCUUUGAAAGAUGUGGCUCACCCACCUCAGAGAUCCAUUAAUGUCCCAGCUUCAUCAGACUCCAAAACUCUUGCUAGUGGUCACGCCAACCCAACAUUCCAGCUAAAGAACACUAAUACAGACAAAAUGGAGGCUAGCCAGCAGCCAACUCCUACUGGGACACCAAGAUUGAGCCAUUCCACUGUCCGUCCAGUGGUCAAACCACCGUCAGUCCCAGCAUACGCACUACAGCAGAAGAGUCCUCCACUCUCAGAAACCAGCUCCAGCUCUUACCCAUCUCCAUCUGUGGCACCAAAACCUAGACCAAACCCUCCAACGAGACCUCCUCCACCUCGUCCUGUUACCAAACCCACUCAGAUCAAAAAGGAGGACUCAUUUGGCAAAGGCCCUCAUGUAUCACCAGCUUUGUUGCAGAAAGGGAAGGCCAAUCUGACGCCCUCUGCUGGAAAUCUCAGGAAUCAGACAGAAACCAGUGAUAAAAGCUGAGGCUUUGUCAAACUUGUGGAGAGAAUGGGCAUUACUCUUCUAUGCAGAGGACUCUUAAGAUGGCAUACUCGAGCAAGGUGCAACCUUCAGGCAUGUUUACAUCUUCAGCAGUGGCUGUGGAGACUGCUUACGUUCAACACCAUGUUUGCCUAAUACACUUGAAACCUGAAGUGUAAUAUACUUGUUGCAUUUAACUUUGUUUUGGUACAUUCCAAUGUUCAUGUGCCAUAUUUUUACAGUUUAUUUUAUACAGUGGUGCUUGAA
Messenger RNA from Neoarius graeffei (lesser salmon catfish), 3088 nucleotides. RefSeq names its product ADAM metallopeptidase domain 19b (gene adam19b). The record is from RefSeq and is a predicted model, not a curated record. Bases 86 to 2824 code for a protein of 912 amino acids. NCBI's taxonomy places the organism in Eukaryota, Metazoa, Chordata, Actinopteri, Siluriformes, Ariidae. Gene Ontology annotation, biological process: membrane protein ectodomain proteolysis. The transcript has 23 exons. Gene Ontology annotation, molecular function: metalloendopeptidase activity.